AUUUUCUACUUCCCGUUGUAUUCUCUCUCUUUCCUCCCUCUCUAUCAUCUUGUUCUGUAUAUUUCAGUCCAAUUAUCUCUGUGAAUGAAUCAUGAAUGUUUGCCAGCGGCCAGCAACAACCAUACAAAACCAAACACAGAUAUUUUUUCUCUCUCCCCCUUAUCAAUGUCUGUCUUCUCUCUCUCUCACAUAUAAGCAUUUCAUGAUAGUUGUCAAUGGAGAGACAUGGGUGGUGGUACUGGUACAACAAUGAUAGACUCCGGUUGUCGCAGCAGUACUCGACGCUACCGAACCACUAGAACCGGCAAGCUCUUCUUCUGUUUCAACUCUCGUUUCUUCUCAUCUUCCUCAUCAAUGAACAUCUCUUCCAGAUCCAUUCUCAGCCCUGCCCGUCACCAUCCCCAUCCCCAUCCCCUUUCACUCUCCGCCUCUCUUAGCCGUCGCCUUCGCACCGACGGUAGUCUCAAGGGCGGCCAGUCUCCCAUGUUCCCUACUAACACCGCCUCCAACUCCAAGAAACGCACUUCAGGCGCCUUGGACAAUCCUGAACCCUCCUCCCCUAAAGUUACCUGUAUCGGCCAAGUUCGCGUUAAGUCCAAGAAGAAGAAGAACAACAACAAUAAGCAUGGUCGUAAGCUACGAAAUCCUUCCCGCCGGCGGAGCGGCGGCGAUGGAAGCUUUCGUCGGACGGAUAACUGGGGUUCCAUCGAUUUGAGCUCUAGUAGUCAGAGUAACAUCCUCCCGGAGAAUAAGCAUCGGAAUCAGAGAUGGGUGCAUCUUCCGUUGACAAUUUGUGAGGGUUUAAAGGGUUUGGGGGCUGAAAUUAGUUGCCUUUUACCUUGCAGAUCAUCGUCUUGCUUCUCGAGUGAAAGAGGGAGUAAGAGAGAAAGGAGUAUAAGAAGCAAUUUGGAAGAGAUAGAAAUUAGCAGGGAGAAAUUCGAAGCUAAUAAACUAGAUACAUCUGACGUGGGAGAAGAAGAAGAUGAAGAGAAGUUGAGCGUUUGUGUCCCGCCUAAGAACGCUUUAUUACUUAUGAGGUGCAGAUCUGAUCCCAUGAGAAUGGCAGCUCUCUCCCGCCGACUGUUGGAAUCCCCUUUAUCAAAUGGUGAUGAACCCGCAGAAGGUAAUAAUAAUGUUCACGUGGAUGCGGAUUUUGAAGAAACCGAACCCAAAAGGUGCAGUCAAGCAAGUGCUUAUCUGAUCACUCCAGUAAUCGGAGGAGUAGAAGGAAAUGAAAAUGAAAAUCUUGAAGCGGAUUCGGUUAUAGAUAUGCCUGAAGAAGUAGAAGAACAUUUUGAUGAAGAUAGUUCGGGAAUGGGCGAGGAAUUGGAUGAAGAAAGUGAACAGAGGAAGGAAGAACCUCCUCCUCUAUACGAAGAAGAAAAUAGCCAGAGAGGCUCAACAAUGGAGGAAGAAGAAGAUAGCCAGAGAAGCUCAACAAUGGAGGAGGAAGAAGAAGAUAUCCAGAGAAGCUCAACAAUGGAGGAGGAAGAAGAUACUCAGAGAGACUCAACAAUGGAGGAGGAAGAAGAAGAUAUCCAGAGAGACUCAACAAUGGAGGAGGAAGAAGAAGAUAUCCAGAGAAGCUCAACAAUGGAGGAGGAAGAAGAUACUCAGAGAGACUCAACAAUGGAGGAGGAAGAAGAAGAUAUCCAGAGAGACUCAACAAUGGAGGAGGAAGAAGAAGAUAUCCAGAGAUACUCAACAAUGGAGGAGGAGGAAGAAGGAGAUAGCCUGAGAGGCUCAACUAUGAUGAAUGAAGAAGAAGAUAUCCAGAGAGGCUUAACAAUGGAGGAGGAAAAAGAAGAUAUCUUGAGAGGCUCAACAAUGAAGGAGGAAGAAGAGAACGAAAUCGAUGCAGGUCCUUUGUCUGCGUCUGGAAACGAAGAUGAGCAGAAGAAGUUUAUUGAAGAAGAAAAGAAAGAAGAGGAAUGUGAAUCGGCGUCCUCCGUACGUUCUUCAGAUGAUAAUUUAGCAAUGGAGUCAACAAAAGAAGAGAAAGCAGCAGCGACUAAUGAAUCAGAAGAAGCGGAAGUGGAGAAUGAAGAAGAAGAAGAAGAAGACGACGAUCCGGCGGCGGCAGAGAAUAAAAGAGAAAUGGCAUUACCCGAUUGCUUGUUGCUAAUGAUGUGUGAACCCAAGGUUUCAAUGGAAGUCUCAAAAGAAACAUGGGUGUGCAGCAAUGACUUCAUGCAAUUUCUUCCAGAGAGACGUCGUCGUCCGGCGAACAAAACCCUCGGUGGCGACGUGGAGAAUAAGAAGGUGGUUGACAGAAGCAGAAAGGCAGCGGCGGCGGCGGAUGAGUUAAACUUAAAACAAGCUCAACAGCCACCGCGAUCAUCGUGCUCAAUCCCGGAGAAGGCUGCGCCGGUGCAGAAGCUGCCAAGGUGCAAGUCGGAGCCGAUGAGGACUUCGGCUGCAAAGCUAGUGCCUUCUUCUUCGGAGACAUCAUCAUCAUGUGUGUGGAAGAUCAGGAAAGUAGAGCAGCCACUACGCCGAGGACCCACAGCUGUUGGACUCGUCGGUGGUUCGGCUACAGGUCUUGGGUUCUGAACAACAGCAGCUAGCUAGCUAGUGUUUGUUUGUACAUAUUUUUGUUGUUCAAUCCUAUUUUAUUAUUGCAAAAUAUUUGAAGGGGUUGUUGUUUCAUAUAUAUAUAAUAUAAUAUAAUAGAUUGUUUUCAAAUUAAUAUAUUAUUAUCCUA
Molecule: messenger RNA, 2704 nt
Organism: Impatiens glandulifera
Lineage: Eukaryota; Viridiplantae; Streptophyta; Magnoliopsida; Ericales; Balsaminaceae
Product: transcriptional regulator ATRX-like
Exons: 1
Coding region: 226-2553 (775 amino acids)
Source: RefSeq, a predicted model, not a curated record